This is a messenger RNA of Porites evermanni, 10898 nucleotides long. The record is from the annotation of a GenBank genome assembly. Lineage: Eukaryota; Metazoa; Cnidaria; Anthozoa; Scleractinia; Poritidae.
GAACAAUCAGGAGGUGACAAGGAAUGGGCAGGCCAUAUUACAUUCAUUGUAACUAUGUUCUGUGAUUUUACACAGAGGUCAGUACUUAGACAAGUGCCGAGAUCAACAGCAUCACUGACAUCAAACAUAGAAUCUUUACAGGGGUGAGAAAAAACUCUCUUUAUAUAUUAUAUGUCUAUUAAAAUAAACUGGCAUUUUAUUAAUUCCUGUCUGCAAACAUUAUUGACCAUAUAAUUUGCAUAAUUUUUGGCGCCAAAGAAAGACUUCUAAUGUCUUGCAGCUGUAUGCUCACUGUAAUACUUGUAAGGGACAGCAAGUUUUUUUUAUAAUAUUAGUUAUCUUUGUUGUAGGCCCAACAUGGUGAUCCAUGUUUGCGAUGAAAGCAAGAACUGUGAGUUGUUGUUGUUACUCUGUUUUUCCUUUUUGAGUUGUUAUCAAAAUAAAACUUUAAAGUUGAUUUCAAGGGUCCAUGAUGUAGAUUUUGUGCAUUGAAGUGAAAUUUCUCUACACUGUUACUGUAUAAGAGCUUGUUAGUCUAGUACAGUAGCCUGUAAGUAUUUGAUGUAUCUGUAAAAACUCAGGCUGCAUAUGUGCAAUAAGUGUAAAUGUGAGAGAAUUUAAUAACUGCCAAUGGACUUUUUUUAUUAACUUUUGUUAGUGAAACAAGACUUCACCUGUCCAAGGGAUCUGCUGAUUAGUGAGAUGAGAUAUUUUGCUGAAUAUCUGUCAGUUGAGGCACAGAGGUGGGAGGAAGUGGACAUAUCUGUUCACUGUGAUGUGCAAAUAUUUGACUGGUUGAUGAAAUAUGUCAAACGACGAAUUCCUGAUAAGAACAAGAAUGGGGUCGAGGAAAAGAAACCUAAACUUGGUGAGCUUUUUGAUUGUGAAAUUGCUUUGAAUUCUAUUUUGCUACUUUAUUUUAAAGGCUAAUUCAGUUGUUAUUUUUUUAUUUACAUCCAACAGAACCAAACAAUGUCAUAUCCAUCUUAAUAUCAUCAGAUUUCCUGAAGAUGGAUGCACUGGUGAGUGUCAUUAAAACUUUGUUUAGAAUACCUUCAGAAAUUUCAUGACACCAGAGAUGUUGAUCAAGAAUAACAUGGACAGUGUUCCUUGUCCCUUGGGAAAGCCCCUAUAUUCUGACAAUUCAACUUGCUUAAUACGGACACCUGUUAAUGCGAACAACAGACAAUUGUUUCUUACUCAAUCAACAGAUUCUCAUAGAAAGACAACCCAGCUAAUGCGGACACUUCAUUAUCAACUGUGUGCUGUAAUAAGCCUUUCCUUUUUGAAGGUAAAAAACCUUCAGUUGACUGCAUUGCAAUGUUCCCAGCACUACAGUUCACUGGUUCAGACUAUUUUGGUAUCAAACAAGUUAUGCAGAGAACGGUUUUCCAUAAGUAAUGUACAAAUGGGCAACUUGUGAGAGUGUCCAUGGAAUGAUGGCUUUCUGAAGGUUAAAGAUGUUCAACUUUGAUGCUUGUGUUCUGUUCUAUCUGUUUAGUAUUUUUUGUUCAAAUAAAUGACCCAUUUUUGACUUCAGGUUUGACAGAAUUUCUUCUGGUUAGGAUUUUGGCCAGGGAACACCUUGUGAAGCAUGAAUUUUAUUAGCAUACAAUUCUGGACGUACUGACUCGAAAUCAUGAACAUGUAUUCAUGUAUAGCAAAAAUUCUUAAUGUAGUAACUUACUUUAAAAAGGUUCAGUUAUGAUACAUGUAAAUGUUUGCUUCAAGGGCAGAGAAAGAAAUUUAAACAGGUAAUAAUACAAUAUUUUGGAAUACUUCUCUAUGCGGUCUGCAAGUAAUAAAAAUAGUUAUUCCCUAUGUGUAUUUUAAUUAUUAUUGUAUCUGUGUGUUUGUAGGUAACGGAGUGCAUCCACUUUUGUCAUGCAAACAUGUCAGCCAUUGUGGCAACACCCUGUAACAUGAAUUGCAUCAACGAUAAGUUAGUUACAAGGUAUGUGCUAUUUGUUAUCACUUUUCAAAUCAGCAAGAGAACAUUACGAUUUCUUCCUUUUAAGACAAAUUUUCCUGGUGACAGAGUAACAUGAUGGAGAACAUAGGCCACGGUUGCUAUAACCACAAUUUGCUCAGAUGCUUUUAUCUUUUUUAAGUUGCUUCUUCAUUAGAUAUUUUUCUUUCUCUUUGUUUUCAGAAUAGCAAAGCUUUUUAAUCAUAAUGAAUUGGAAGCCGUCAAAGACCGCAAGGACAAGUUUAAGAGGUGAGUUCAUGUCACUAGAUCUUACAAAGAUGAAGAUAAUACAAUUUUAAAUUGUUCACUUAUUUAACUUGAACCUCUUCUCUAUCCAUAAUUCUCGUAGUAUCUGCUACUUCAGGAAAAUGACUCUGUGUUUAUUUUUCUUCAGCAAAUUAUUUUGUAAAAAAAUAGAAGAGUUGUUUGAUCCAAGAUUUUCGUCAACUUCCUCAUCAAAUGCAAGCACAAUGUUCAGGUAAGAGUAAGGUUUUCAGGUGCUUGAAAAAUAUCGAAGCAUUUUUUGGGGGUAAUUCUGAAUAACAUUGUAGUCUGGUUUUCACUAAUAUUUUGUCUUAUUUUCGUGUGCUUAUUAACUUUUGUUACUUUUAAAAAGGUGCAUCGCUUGUGGAAAACUAUUGACUGCCGAUUCACAGAGUAAGCUGCGAUGUGUUGCCAACAGAAUGAUGGUGAAUCACAGAGGAAAAGUUACUUACGUUCAUUCACGGUUAGUGCGGAUCGAGGCCUCUUCAUUUCCUUUUUAAUUUGUAAAAGUUUCAACUUUGAUUCAGAGAGCUCGCGUAGGAGUAACGACAGAUUUGAAAAGAACUGAAUGGAAAAUUAUUCGGAUUAUUAUACGUUUCUGGGAAACUGCCCACCUACCCCUCGCGUAAACCAACAUUUUGCCCUAAGUGAGGAGUAAGUGUUAAUGUUGGCUUAGGGGAGGGGUGGGUGAGCAUUUCCCCGCAACGUAUGAGUUAAAAAGGAAAGAGUUACAUCGUCGAGAAUUUGAAGACGAUAUCAUGAUUUUGAAUCAUAAUUUUCAACUUACAAAACUCAAAAUAACUUUGAGUAUUAGGUUAGUUAAAAAGAAUAGCACCAAAGUGUCAAUUGUAUACUACAAGAAUUACGGACUGUUACGGAUGGUUUAGGUUAGGGAGAUAAACAUGGAUUACUAGUGACAAAUAUAUUUUUUCUCAAGAGGGGUUAACCGUUAUGUACCCUGGGUGCCAGCACAGACUUCAGUAACCGUUUCUGCCUGACCUCCCGCAAAAAAUAAAAACCUUUCGUUCCAAGGGUAACCGUAAUGUAGAUAAUUAACUUAAGUACGAUCUCUUUCGAUCACAUUUGAAAUACUGAAAAUCUUUAAGGUCAAAGUUAUCGUAAAGUUUGAUUUUGUUGUGUGUGCUGUGCAGAGAAAAUAAACAUUAAGAGGGUCGUGUUGGAGCUCUACUGCAUAGAAAAAUAAUCUGAUUAGGUGUUUAAUGAGCUGAUCGUACGCAUACGAGUAUAAUUUUAGGGUAUGUUCAUACGAUACAGGAUAGGUUUUCGUGUCGAAACGAAAAACUACCCGGUAUAGUAUGACGAAUUUAAUACAUGUAACAGUGAAUUAAACGUAUUCGCCUGAAUUUCACCCGUUUCCUCGGCUCGCCUAGUGACUUAGCGAGCUCAAAAAAAAUUGUGUUUAUUUCCAGAGAUCACACUUGGGAUGUGAAUGAGUACCUUGUUGGUUUACGAGAAGACGUUAAGUCGUGGAAAGAAGUUUACUGGAGGUGAGAGAAUUUUUCGAUUCUACAAAUCUCAGUCGCGUAAGCCCCGAGAUAAAAAAAAAUUGCCUUUAUUUAGGUCUUUGCCUAGAACCAAGUAAAGAAUAGCCUGCGAACAGCAGACGCAUUUCCAGUCGUCGCUUCUCUCCGUCCGAAAAAUAGCACACUAUUUUUCGGAGGGAUAGAAGCGACGACCCGGAAUGCGUCUGCUGUUCGCAGGCUAAGUAAAGAACGUUUGACGUAUAAAUUUACAGCGAGAGUGUGUGGUGUGUCACAACAUUGAUAACCGUAAAACCAAAUCGACCGAAUAAAGAAGGCCAGCAGGCAGUUUUGUUGAAAUUCCUAUUAUAACUCCUACUUUAUUGCUUUGAAUUGAUUUCUCAUUUUGAAGAUUGUGGGGUGCUAUAAACAUUCUCUACUGCCAUCGUUGCGGUAACUUCUUCCAGUGCAGUGAGCUAGGCCACUGCAGUUAUCAUCCAAUGACUGUAGACUUCGGUAAUAUGGAGUGUACGUCGACCAAGAUAGUUGGAGUGUAUCCCUGCUGUCAACAGCGAGUCCUGCAUUUUGAUCCAUCUUUGGAGACUUCUGUAAGUUAAUCUUCUUUUAUUUCUCCAAUACGCAGCUUUUUUAUCCCCUUCGCAAAAUGUUCGAGGAAAUAAUGUGAAACGUUUUGUGCCCUGCGCCAUGGCAGCCAGCGCCUAUCACUCCCUCUUUGACCCUCUCGCGCACUGUUUUGACGCUUGCUUUCAGUUCAUGUUUUUCACCUGUUCAAAUCUCUGAUAGUAACUUUUAUAUCUGUGGAAAUUCUUACUCACAUCGUUGCACUAAUUCUUAACAAAUACUGUAAAGGAUCUACAGUAAUAGACGCCCGGGGUGUCUAUUAAAUUUAAGGAAUAGGUAGGAGGCGUUUAAAAGAGAGAGACGUUUUUUCUCACAACUAUAACAAACUCAACAAAACCCGUGAUUUCAGCGAAUAUAUCAUCACAGUUUACAAAUAGCAAACUAUCCAGUCCAUUCCUCUAUGGCGUUUAGAGAUUCAUAUCGCCUUUUAAAAUCUCAAUUUGAUGUCAGUGUCCUUUCUUUAAACUGGCUUGACAUUGAACAAAAUGCAAUGCGCAAACUCUUUUUAAUCAAGCAAGAAAGUGAAUAAAUUUGCUCCAUUCCAUUAUUCCCUAGUAUUAUUUAGCCAUUGUUAUGUGGGGCAUCUAUUAGAGAGGGGCGUCUGAUACAACCCUAAGAACUUAGUGGAGGCGUUCGUUAGACAACGGGCGUUUAUUUGAGAGUGUGCAUCUGUUAGAUCGAUCCUUCAGUGCAUUAUUUUGAGCUUGAGACCGCCUCUGUUCAAUGCAAUGUGUGUGUAUUCAAAGUCAUGCAGCCAUUUCUAAGCAACAACCUCUGAAUGUUGAUGUUGAUAAAAUCAAUUAUUUAUCUUGCCAUCAGGGAUGCUGUGUACGAGAUCACAAGCCAACCUUGAGUUCACCUCAGUCGACAACAACAACAACAACAACAACAACAACAACAACAACAACAACAACGGGAACAACAGAAAAUAAGGAGAGCCUAGCUGAUGAAAACAUUGAUAAAGAAACUUUCAGCGAAAACAAGGAACAACAAUGCGACCAAGACAAGUCUCAAGGAGAAGGUUUCAAAAGCGAAAAUUAAUUCAUUUUACUUAAUCUUACUUAGAGCUGUCUUAUAGUAAACUUGGGCAAAUCAUGAAGUUGCCACUAAAUGUAAUUUCUCCGAGAAGUAACUGUUUUUAAGAUUCUUUGUUCUUUUUUGUGCGUACAUUAAUCUACUUAUAAAACUCAUGCAACGCUAUCGUGGCGAAUGAGGCGUUUGUGGUUCACUCUUGUCCUCGUCAUUGUUGUAGACUUUUCAGACAAAAAGUUUUUGUUUAGGAUCCCAUUAUGCCGGUGCAUGCCUAUAAAUUGACCAAACGGGUUGGUUUUGUAAGACUAAAAUUUCGUGCGACAAAUGAGUAGUAGUUCAAGAUACGUUUUAACCGUAUGUGUUUUCCGUAUUAUUAGUAGAGGUAAUAGCACGAUUUGUAGUGAUAUUUGGCAUAAAUACCACGAGUGAUAUUUCGAGAUUGUUAUACAUUGUUAUAAAUAGUCAACUGCUUUUUUGACGUUCUAGUUACCGUGUCUCUCGUCGUUGCUUAAACUCCCCAAUAAAAGAAAAGGAUUGCCCGUCCCCCAAUCAGUCCCAUAAUACAGUUCGUCACAGCCCAGCAGCAACAGCAACCUUAAUGGACAAUGGCCUCUUGGUUUCUCUUUUCAGGGACGUCAUUCAAGGAAGGAAAAAACCACACCUUGGAUGGAGAUGCUACUGAUAAUGCCCCAGGGCAACCUUCUCAUCAUGCGACGCCUGUUGUAAAGUUACCAACCAAUAAAACAUCAGAGGAAACGAAAGUUACCAAUGACCCCGCUAUAGUGGAGGACUUGUUUACACACAGGAAUGUUAUAUGUGUGCCGUAUCGCAGAUUGUCAAGUACCAGGUGAUGACUAAGUUAGAUACCGUAAAUGAGAUGUGCAAGAUACUGUUCGGAUUUUAAAAAAAAUACCACUGUAAUGUAAUGUGUAUGCCACAAACGGUUGCUUUUGCCAUUUUAUCAUAUUUUACAGGAACAAAAGAGAACAUGGUAUUGGUCUAGUCAUGCUAGUAGUAAAUAGUUUUAUAGUCAAUAUUUAUUGGCCACCUGUGCGUUUGACUUGAUCAAAUUUUUACAUAUUCCUUCUCUCCACUAAUACAGUUAGGAAGAAUAAAUGCGGAUUUAAACUGAAGUGUCUUCCUCUGAUAUGUAAUUCAGGUUUAGAGUGACAGUUGGAUCUCAACAACAACGACAUUCUAUUUUAAAUUGUUCGCGGCCGGUAUACCUGGGGCACAAGGUCUUGAUAAAAAUAAAACGUAUGACUCUCUUGUAUUAUUUUCGUUUUGUUUUGUGCUGUCGUUGUUUACAAUUUCAUUUUAUCGUUUGAAGGUCGGCAGAGUUGAACGUGUUUGGUGUGGAGGAAAUGGCGCUUGCCAAUAUGCAGAUCAAAAAUCUUGAGGUAAAAAACAGUACAUUUAAACAUGGGCAAAUAUAAAAUUACAUCAAACGUGAAACUUUGAAAACUCUCUAUUUAUCUCUCUUUAUUUAUUUUUUUACAGGUAAAUACGAGCGCUCUUUCCGACAUGAUUGACCCAAGUGAAAGGAAAGUCUCUGAAUUUCCAACGGUAGGAGAAAAUUGUGCCAGAACUAAUAGAGUAGUUUGCUGAUGUGGUUACAUUGCAUGGCAACCAAAAACUUCCCUGAUAAAUCCCAUCAUAUGGAGUGAUUUCACGUAACCCGUGAAACAGUAUCUAACAAUUACUGCCAAAUAGUUACAAGAAAACAAAACAAAACAAUGAAAUUAGAGUGAAUUAAUACUGCGUAUUCACGGGAUAAGGAAAAUCAAUCAGUAGAGCGCUUGGCUGCAGAGCGUGAGGUCGAGGGUUCGAUUCUCGGGGCCGGACCAUUACUCAGCGUCUUAAAAAUGACUGAGUAAUGAAGGUACUGCCUUUGCCCUGCAAAUGGCUUGACCUUCGCGUGGCUCGGAUGACCACGUAAAAUGGUGUUCCCGUCUCCGGCAGGAGACAUAAAAAAAGUGUCCCCAAUUAGUACUUUCAUGAUAAAUACAUUGACACUCAAAUAAGUGCAUUUUUUCUGCAAGAUAAUAUUCUGUGAACAAUUAAGUAAAAUCAGUAUAUUUCAAAGAAAGUGUGGGUCGCAAUAGGAAGUGACAAACUUCUCCCUGAACUGAGUUAUCCAUUUACACUUUAGACAUGUAUCACCUAAAGCCCAUUUCUAAAUAAAUUCCUUGCGUUCUAAUAGUUGUUUUAAAUAGAUUUUGAAAGUGUUUGUAAAAAUAGAGGUCUCUGUCUCUUUUGGGUUUCUUGCUCUAUACUCUGUUUUCUUUUUCCCAGUGAGACACCUGUCCACAGACAUCGAUAAAAUUAUCUCUUGUCCCCUUUUUCCAGUACUUGCCAUCCAUAAGAAGAAGUCGCAGUCGAGGCCUUCACCGUAACUCCCUGAGGAAGAUGAAGCUACAGACUACCGCAGCUAACAAGGAGGAUGAGUAUGACUUGGGAGAAGAUGAGGAUCAACCCGAGUCUGAGGACAAUGAUAGUAAGUUUCGCCCGACAUAGAGCGGUUUUCACUUGAGUGUCGAAAAGUAAUUGGUUUUGCACUUUCUACACGAUGCGAUUGGCUUAAAAGAUUCGCGCCACCUUUUCAUCCAAUCAGAAGUAAAACCAAAGCCAAUUGUGACGCGCUCGCAUGCAUUUUCCCGCGCUUUGCGUCAGCCACAUGUAAUUACUUCGAGUUUUGAUUGGUUCAAUGUAUUGUCUGUGUCCUAUGUGAUUGGCCAGAGUAAUUACUUUGGUUUUGGUUUUACGACACUCAAACGAAAACCACUCUAUUAAUAUUUUAAAACAAUUAAUCCCAUCACUUAACCUGACUUUCAUCCUCACUUGCACUUCCGAACCAUGUUAGAGAAUUGAAGGCAUUGAAUAGCCUCAAAGUGUUUUGUGGAUGGACCACCCUUAUAAUUAGGUAACACAAGAUAUUUAUAGUGAACAUGAUAGAGUAUCUAAACAUAAGAAAUAGAUGUACAAAUUUGAAAUCAUUGUAAUACAGUUUUUUAUUUAUUUAUGAGCACUUUAGUUUCUUAAACUAGAUUAGAUAGACUAGAUAGUUACACUGUUGAUUUGGAAACCAUUUUCACGUUGAAAUUAAAGGUUACCAUGUUUAAAUAAAGUUCAUUCGUUCGUUCGUUCUUCGCCCGCCCGUCCGUCCGUCCGUCCGCCCUUCUGUCGAUAAGUGAUGCAGUACUAACAACACUAUUCUCUCAAUACCAUCCUCACUGAACUGGAAUCACAGACUGUUAUUACUAUAGUAACAGGCUGCAAUUACGCAGUUCGUUCGAACGAUCUCGAUCCCAGACCCUCUCUCCUUUUGAAAGUUUGUGGUGUUAUUUGCCCCUGCAAAAUCUGCUACAUGCGUUUCUCAAGAUCCGUUCAAUCGACUCUGACUGUCCCUUACAAUCUCACUAUAAGGGCUCUGAUGUAAUUUUUCUAAGUCUGUGUAGCUGAUUUGGAUGUACAUUGUACAUGUAGCGGGUCGUUCUUGCACCACGUCAGAUUUUACAGUUUUAUGUUUAUGUAAAAGAUUUCCUCCCGGUUGCUUUGUGUAAAAAGUAAGCACCCCUUUUCUCCAGUUACCAAUCUUCUAAUUUUUUUGCGGACCAGUAUCAAGUUAGCUUCUACCUUUCAUUACAGCUACUAUAACAAACCCUUGCGGGAUCACAAGUGAGUGAGUGAAGGAGUCGGGCUAUUUGUAGGUUCUUCGUAUAUUGUUAUAGGUGUUUGGUAGGGCAAGGUUAUCAGUACUUCUGUUUAACAAUUUGGUGAAAUGUCUCUUUCAGUCACAUUACGGGAAAAACCCCGACCACCUCGAAAAAUAACCUCCGCCUCCAGAAAAGAGUAAGGACAUUAUAAAUUAUUUAAUGCAAAUGUGUUAAUUUUUCAUUUAGUCUAACUGCUAAGAAAAUUUAGAAAUGCGUUGAAAUGUUGUUCAUUUUCUUUUAGUUUCAGUACGUUUAAAAGCUAUAAAUGGGAUUCACAGCGAUCUGCUCGGUGGAACCAAGAUGCACAGCGAGAGGAAGGUAACCCUAAACAGGGGUGGGGUAGCCGAUAAAAAUGCCGCUGAUCCCUCAAACCCCAGGGGAAAAUUUCCAACUCCUGAAGUUAAAGUAACUGAGCAUCAAUACCCUCACCCUUUUCAGUUUUGCUUACCAAAUGUAACGAGCUUUAACUGUUUCUUGUUGUUCGUAACUGUUCACUUAUCCAUGUUUUCCUUUAUCUUUUGUCAAGAUCAAAAGCGCAUGUCAGAGUUGGUGUCUUAUUUAUCGCGACAGCGGACGUACACCCCACCAGACAAAACUGAGAAUAAACAAAAAACUAAGGAGGUAAGGCUUUGUUCUGCCACGAUGUUUGCAUUUGUCUUCUGUUGACCAAAAAGGAAAAACCCUGGGCCGUGCUGUUCAAAGCUGGGUCAAGAUAACCCAGGGUUAGUACAAAAUUUGAAUUCAGAAAUAAAAGCUUUAAAAGCAAAUUCAGAUUAAUUCUUUUUACCUACAAUUGGAUGAUUGGAUGCUCUAAAAGGAAUAGAGCAAAAUAUCCGAGAAAAAUGCGUUUGAACAAGACGAAAAGAAACGCAGAUUAAAGGGCUGAUCGGCCUACCAACAACUGGGUCCAGUGCCAGAGACUUUUGAUGCGUUGUUUCAGCUGGCGCCGCUUGUGACUUCGGGCAUUCGGCCGAAGAUCUGUCGGCCUGCAGUCGCCGAAGUAUUCAGCCGUACGCAAGAAAAGAAAACCUCUGCUACCCAUGGGAAAAAUGGAUGCAAUGGGUGAAAUGGCUAGAACUGACGUCUUUCGUGGCUAAGAUUUGGGUCAAGGAUGAAAAUAAUGACCGCGAUAUUCAAUUUGCACACAGUUCCAAAAAAACAAAGAAACAAAUAAAUAAAUAAAUCCAAAAAAACAACCAAAUCCCCUUCGGUAAAUUACUUCCAGGAGUACUAAAGAGCGCUGUUUUCUUUUUGUCUUAGUACCUAGGAGGAAUUUUUUCCAAGCUAGAACACCAGUUUCGGGCAUCACAGCAGCCAGUUGUUUCUAAGGCGCAGUCAGGCAGUCAACAAACAGGUCCUAGGUAAUGUGAACACUGAACUCAAUACCUCCCAUGUCUUACAUCCCUUUACAAAAACGGGAAUGACUGACAUCUCAGCCUUUCCCCUCCUUGCUUAUUUCACCUUAGUUCCAUUUCGGGUCGGUCGUCGCGUGGUGUGAUGGAAUUUGACUCUAGUACGUCACUAAAAUAAACUGUCCGUGACGGCCUAGGAGGAAAGCCGGUAACAUGAGUAUCAUUAGAUUAGAGACACCUUCCCCUUCACAACACGCUUGUGAACCUUGUACAUGCAAUAUCAAACACUCGUUACAUAGGCAUAGCCGAGCGGAGACCACAGAAUAUAUUUUAUGUACCUUUAAUUCUACUACUUGAUUUUUUUCAACCUUAUUAUGAUUGCUUUGCGGUUUUUUUCCACAGUCAAAGAGUUCGAAAAAUUCCUCUGAAGAUUUCCAGCUGA